AAAAAAUUGGUACUGGAGGAUUUGGAAAAGUUUAUCGUGCAAAUUGGAGAAAUUCAGACCAAUAUUUAGCGUUAAAAUCCUUUUUCAAUGUUGAUGACGUAAUUGCAAAGAAAUAUCAUAAUAUAUCUCAAGCUUCAACGUGAUAUACAAUUUCAUAAUAAUAUUAUUAAGUUCUAUGGCGUUGCACUAUUUGAGCCAGAAAAUGAUUAAUUCCUUUUAUUCAUUAUUAGAAUAUCAAAAUGUUCAAUCGAAAAAUUAUUUGUUAGUAAUGGAGUAUGCUGAUUCUGGUACUCUCAAAAAUUAUUUAAAGGAAAACUUCAAUAAUUUUACUUGGAACGACAAAUAUAACUUAGCGUAUCAAUUAACUAGCGCCGUAUCGUGUUUACAUAACGAAAGAAUAGUGCAUCGUGAUUUGCACUCCGGUAAUGUAUUGGUUCAUCAAAAUACUAUCAAACUGUCCGACUUCGGGUUGUCAAAAAGAAUCGAAUCAUCAUCCAACACAAAAACUAAAUUUUUUGGAUGUGUUCCUUAUGUCGAUCCAAAAAGGUUUAGCGGACGAAAAAAAAAUAAAAACUCAAAUCAAAUAUGUUCAUUUAAUAAAAAAAGUGACAUUUAUAGUGUUGGUGUGUUAUUUUGGGAAUUGUCUAGUGGUCAACCACCCUUUGCUACUGAAGA
This is a messenger RNA of Rhizophagus irregularis DAOM 181602=DAOM 197198, 675 nucleotides long. NCBI's taxonomy places the organism in Eukaryota, Fungi, Glomeromycota, Glomeromycetes, Glomerales, Glomeraceae. The record is from RefSeq and is a predicted model, not a curated record.